Tremella mesenterica DSM 1558 is the source of this 315-nucleotide messenger RNA. RefSeq lists its product as uncharacterized. The record is from RefSeq and is a predicted model, not a curated record. The coding region runs from base 1 to 315 and encodes 104 amino acids. The transcript is spliced from 2 exons. Lineage: Eukaryota; Fungi; Basidiomycota; Tremellomycetes; Tremellales; Tremellaceae.
AUGAUGCGACCUACUCCUGCUCUCAUACCUCGACUCACACCUUCUCUCGCGAAACUUCCUCUGAAUUUGGGUAUACAACAACCAUCGACGGGGUCGAAUGUAGUAGCUGGAAGUAAAGGUUCAUUCAGAGGUUGGUUCAGGACUAAUGUGGAUUCUCGCAUCUCAAACCAAUCCACCACUUUGUCCCUUCCUCUCUCUCAAACCCAAAUCCAAACCCCAACACAUACCCAAUCAAUAACGUCUAAGACAAAAUCUAAAACUUCUUCUGUACCUGCUCCGACUUUAGCAUGGUGCGAUUUCCUUUCCAUUGUCUAA